UUCCCUUCUUUCAUUUCAAAACCAAUUGAUUUAAUUUAAUUUUUUUUUGUUCUAAUUUUGAACAGAUAUUCAUGAAGAAGCUACUGACCUUCAUUCUAUUAGGAUUGGUGUUUGUGAGCACAGCAGAGCAAAUCCCAUAUUCGGCAAUAAACUGCCGCAAGCACGUUGCACAUUUGACAGAUUUCGGAGGCAAAGGCGAUGGAGUCACAUCAAACACGGCCGCGUUUAAGGCGGCCGUUGCUAACCUGAGCCAAGUUGCAUCUGAUGGCGGGGCGCUGCUGGUCGUCCCGCCCGGGAAAUGGCUGACCGGAUCGUUCGGUCUGGCUAGCCAUUUCACUUUGUAUGUACACCAAAAGGCUGUUAUUCUUGGAUCGCAGGAAGAGUCGGAUUAUCCUCUGAUCGAUUCGUUGCCGUCGUAUGGAAGCGGAAGAGAAGCUCCAGGGAAAAGGUUCUCCAGUCUAAUUGUUGGCACCAAUCUUACCGAUGUCGUAAUAACAGGAGGGAAUGGAACGAUCGACGGUCAGGGCGAAAUCUGGUGGAAGAAAUUCAAGGCGAAACAGCUGAAGAACACAAGACCAUACAUGAUCGAGAUCCUCCACUCCACCAACCUCCAAAUCUCCGACCUGACCCUGACCAACUCCCCCUCGUGGCACGUCCACCCCACCUACUGCACCAACGUCAUCAUCGAGCGCCUCACCAUCCUCGCCCCCGUCACCGUCCCCAACACCGACGGCAUCGACCCCGACUCCUGCACCGACACCCGCAUCCGCGACUCCUACGUCGUCUCCGGCGACGACUGCAUCGCCGUCAAGAGCGGCUGGGACCAGUACGGCAUCUCCUACGCCGUCCCCACCCAGCGCCUCUCCAUCCGCUCCUUCACCUGCAUCUCCCCCGACAGCGCCGUCAUCGCCCUCGGCAGCGAGAUGUCCGGCGGCAUCCGCGACCUCCGCGCCGAGGACAUCCACGCCCUCAACUCCCAGUCCGGCAUCCGGAUCAAGACCGGAGUCGGGAGGGGUGGCUAUGUCAAAGACAUCUACGUCAGAAACGUAGAAAUGGAGAAUAUGGAGUACUUUUUCUGGAUGAACGGCGACUACGGCUCCCACCCGGAUCCGGGGUGGGACCCGAAGGCGCUGCCCGUGAUCACUAAUAUUAACUAUAGGGAUAUGAAGGGGAAGAAUGUGACGGUUGUGGGGGGUUUGGCGGGGAUAAAGGGGGAUGAUUUUACGAGUAUUUGUAUAUCGAAUGUGACGAUGGAGUUGGCCACGGAGAACAAGGAGAAGAAGGAGCCGUGGAAGUGCGAGGACGUUGGAGGGGUGUCGAGUAAUGUGACGCCCAAGGCUUGUCCGCAGCUGGCAGAGAAGGCGGUGGACUGCCCCUUCCCAACUGAUACUUUGGAUAUUGAUAAAGUGGAGCUCAACAAAUGCUUUGUUGAUGUUUAGCUUGUUUUGCUUUGGUUUUCAAUUUUUUUUAUCAUCUGUCUCAUGUUUUUUACUUCACGUGACUUAAGUUUUAAGUGUAUUGUCUGAGUUCACAGAUUUACCUUGAUCAUUUUGAAUUAGCAAUCGCUGAGACAAAAAAAUAUUGUUCAAAACUAUGAUUAAACAUA
This is a messenger RNA of Salvia hispanica, 1606 nucleotides long. RefSeq names its product putative polygalacturonase. Gene Ontology annotation, molecular function: polygalacturonase activity. Gene Ontology annotation, biological process: carbohydrate metabolic process. Lineage: Eukaryota; Viridiplantae; Streptophyta; Magnoliopsida; Lamiales; Lamiaceae. The record is from RefSeq and is a predicted model, not a curated record.